AUGUAUCUUUCCGUUCUCGUUUAUCAAGGUAUUAUCACGAAGGCUACUGACGACCAACGAACGAAAUUUAAUCAGUAUAAGCAUCACAGCUUCAAGAAGCGUUGGGGGCCCGGCAGUCCCGACGCACCCCUGGAUGACGAGUGGUUCGUCACCGAAUCCGAAUUCCACCAAGGAUACCGCGCCGGACUCCUCACUCUCAACAACAACGAGUGUCUUCCGGCUGAAGGCGACGGCUGCGAGCAUCAUCUUGCCGCCAUCUCAAACGGAAGCCUAUUUCAAGCCCCGCCGCCACCGUCGGGACGGGACCAGUGCUGGGGUAUGGAGCCACAAAAGAUUCGGGAAAUAUUUGACGAGGAGUGGCGUCGCGGCCCCCCGGAGGUUUUCGUGCCCAACGAGACGGUAGAGCCGUCGACACAGUGCCAGAAUGAGGACGGGGAUCCGUACUGGGACACUGACCGGUUCACCGCUGGCGGGAUUGCUGCCGUGGACAUCUACGAGGUGCUGCUUUUCAGGACGCCACGCCUGCUCGAAAGCCUGGACCACGUCUUCAGGCAACUCGCCCUUCCUCAGAUCCUCACCAUUCUCCUUGAUCUGGCUCGGCACAGACGCACCCAUCACAAUGCCGUCACCCAACGAAGCGUCCAGUUUACUAUGGUGGACCAUCCACCGGAGCGCACACUCGUUGACGGUCAGACCAUGCUUGCCAGCAGCCGCAUGAGUGAUCUCCAACGCUUCAAAGUAACAGUCGUGCCAGUACUUCCACCGCAGAUCGUGUCGGCCAUCAGUCGUCCCGCCACCUUCCAGUUCGUCUCCUCCAUCGCCGUGGUGGGCCACCAGCCUCUUCACACCAACAGCCCCGUUGUUCUAGAAGGCCGCGUGGACAUUGACUCAGCCCUGGCCAACGGCUACGGCGACGCCAAAUACGUCAGCGAACGUAAGCUGGACCAGACUCUGCAUCUACAUCCGUCGUCGUUCCGCGCGAUGAGUGUGCGCCUCGGCCAGGUUGCAGGCUGCAGCAACACCGGAUACCGGAAUGCUCUGGAACGUCUCCCACUUCUUGUGAAAUCGUCACAGACUCUGCGCUGUCUCCCUGACUUUGAUAAUGUGCUCUCUUGGACCUCUGUGGAACUAGUGGCCAGCACACUUGGCGGCUUUUUUCUCAACAGCGACGCUGGUGGCACCGCUAAGCCAAUUCACCAUAUCGACAACCCUGUGCGGCAGCCAUGGAAAGGGAUGGUGGGUGACGUGCUUGCUCCAGAGCUUGGCAUCCCACAGAGGAACAUUGUCCCUUUUGGGGAGUGGGUCAGGCGGGUGAGACAUUUCGUUAGGAGUGUGGAGAAAGACAACCCUGCGUUCGAACUAGUUGACUUCUUGGAGGGGAGCUUCGAAAGAAUGUCGUGGGGUGGGUUAUUGCUGGAUACUGAGAAAUCGAGACGGCGGUCUGAGACUUUGGCAGGUGUAGGACCAGUCGCGAAGCAGGUCACAAGACGGUAUAUUCAGUACUGGCGGGACACUGGCUUUCUGAAAGCUCGAUGGCAUUAG
Molecule: messenger RNA, 1542 nt
Organism: Diaporthe citri
Lineage: Eukaryota; Fungi; Ascomycota; Sordariomycetes; Diaporthales; Diaporthaceae
Exons: 3
Coding region: 1-1542 (513 amino acids)
Source: RefSeq, a predicted model, not a curated record